This is a messenger RNA of Triticum urartu, 827 nucleotides long. The record is from RefSeq and is a predicted model, not a curated record. NCBI's taxonomy places the organism in Eukaryota, Viridiplantae, Streptophyta, Magnoliopsida, Poales, Poaceae.
UUCUCCUCUCCCCGGAUCUACCAUCACCACUUCCAUCCCCACCUCGCUUUUGAAACCCGUCUCCUCUCCCCCAACCCCCAGAAACCAAAACCACCACAGUAGACAGCCAGCUCAGAUCGCCCGACGCGGCCGCUGAUUCUCAUCGCGAGCUGGUGGGGCGGCGGGGGCCGCGGAGAUGGCGUCCUCCAUGCGGCGGAGGCCGAGCCGAGGGGGCGGGGGCCCGGGGGCGGCGGCGGAGAACUGGGAGCGGCUGGUGCGGGCGGCGCUGAAGCGGGACCGGGCGGGCGGCACGGGGGCCUCCGCCGCCGCCGCGCACGCCGGGGCGGGGGCCGGGCUCGCCUCCGCCGUGCCGCCCUCGCUCGGCCGCACCACCAACAUCGAGCAGAUCCUGCAGGCCGCCGACGACAUCGAGGACGAAGACCCCAACGUCGCGCGGAUCCUUUGUGAACAAGCAUACAGCAUGGCUCAAAAUCUGGAUCCAAGCAGCGAUGGGAGAGGCGUUCUACAGUUCAAAACCGGUUUAGCAUCCGUGAUCAAGCAAAAGCUUGCUAAGAAGGACGGGGGUUCAAUUGACCGUCAGAAUGACAUCGAGGUGCUGUGGAAUUUCUAUUUGGAGUACAAGAAGCGUCGUCGAGUUGAUGACAUGCAACGGGAGCAGGAGAUAAUGAGGGAAUCAGGAACUUUUAGCACCGAGUAUGUCUUUCUCUCUGGUUAUAAUUGUGGUAUUAUUUGCUUCAUAAAACACCAGGGUCGUCUCAUUUUCUGUGACUUGAGUUUUGGCCAGCUUAUCCUGCAUGUUGUGUUACCUUGAGAUACUCGCUGAAACA